CUUGCCCGCAUCCCCGGAUGAAAAAGUCUUCUUGGCCUGCUGUCAGGCAGAAGAGUAAUGGCGAGCAAGUGGUUUUCGUCGGUUUGAGGUUAUCUAGUUAUUUGCUGAGGAGGUAUUCCCUCGCCGAUCAGUGAUGCGCCAUGGUGUGCAAAGAAGAAAUAUAUUCGUGGUUUAAACAGUUAAAUGGUGCAGUGAGGAUAGAUACCAUGUGUGGUUUGCUCAACUUGUGCUUACCUUUUGAACUACGGUUUUUGGGCACUUGCGUAGAAGAUUUAGCUAGCAAGGACUACGCGUACUUCCGAGAAGCAGAACUGCGUGCAAAUAACUUCAACGAGCUGUCCAAAUGCACCAAUGUUAGAGACGCUGUAUCACGAAGUAAGCUGAUCACUUCGUUGGCCUUGCUGCACCUUUCCAACCGCAGUUGCUCGCAUGCUAUCUUCGAAGCCCUGUCCGAAGAGAUGAAGUGCGCCAAACAGGAGACGUAUGACACAAAGACGCUAGAAGAGAUGCUGCUUCUGUUCACCAUGGCCACGCAUCAUCCGUCGUUCAGCUUUGACGAGCGCUCAGAGUUCGUCAAGUUCCGCGAAAAGCUGGAGAGCCUUUGGGCAGCUCAGGGCAUGACUGUGGCUGCGCCUGUGGAGUACAUGGUCCCUUGCAUGCCCUACACCGUGCCAUUCAUGCCUCCCUAUCCUGUGGCAACUGAUGCAGUGGCAUCCCCACCUUAUGUACCAGGCUGCGGUCGCACACACAGUGCACAGAAAGGUGGUGCAUUCAUUGUACAUCUGGCACUUUGCGCACGUCUCUCUAGUAUUGAGGUGAAGCCUGAGCCUCAGUGUAAGAGGUCAGUCAAACUGAGCCUACAGUGGUCGGACAGACACCAGACAGAGGUCGUGCGUUCCUUUCAGGAGAUCUCUGGGCUUUCUCAGAAGCUCUCUCGUCUGAGUGCUUCUGAUCCAUCGUGUAGUGGAAAGGCAAUUCCCCAGCUACCAGCCUGCAUAGAAAAGAAUGAGGAGCUGGAUGGAAUGUUCGAACUCUCAGAAUAUUUCAACUGGGUUGCAAGCCUUCCACCAAGCUACCUGGAGAAUGAAUUGGUGGGCCCCUUUUUUGAGCCAACACCAUGUGGCAAACCUGGCUUUGCACCCUCGGCUGCCGUUGUGCCGGAGACGAGCUUGCCCUUGGCACCUGACGAUCCCCGUGUGGGGUUGCUGGCUUUCUAUGGGGGUGGUUCAGAUGCCCCGAUAGCCGCAGCACCGCCUCUUCUGGCCCCAACCGUUGGCUCCAUGAUGCCACCUAUGAUGGGUCCCAGUGUGAACUGUGCAGGUCAAGGCACUGAGCAUCCUGGGCCAUCGCCAUGCAAUUCUCCUCUAUCCUCGGCACCAGCAUCGCCCUACGAAUCACCACCCACGUCAGGCUGCAACUCGCGUGCCACAUCUCCAUGGACUGGUGCUGCUGUGACCAGGAUGCAUUGGGAUGGUACACCAUCAUCAGUUGAAGAGCUGCUACACCGAGCACAUCUCAAGAAAUAUUAUCAUAUAUUUAAGAACUGCACCCUGGAUGAUGUUUUAUCCAUGAAUGAAGAGGGUAUGAAGCAGAAGGGGCUUCCAGCCAGUUGUUCAAGGAGACUGCUCAAAGAAAUUGCCUUGUUGAAGAGCCACACCAAUGGAUUGCUGAGCAGCCGUGCUGUCAACGCCGGGACAGCAGCUGCCUUCAGCCAUGCUAGUGGGGAGAGUUCUACCACAUCCUGCUCUUCAGAGUGUUCCAGCCCUUCUCCUCCACCUGCACUCAAAGCCGUCCGCACACACAGCCCGGCCAGUUCAGGCUCAGAUGACAGCACGCAGCCAUCAACUGGUAGCACCUAUGGUCCAAGCUGUGCUAAGUGGCCUGGUGUCUGUGAAGCCACUGAGACUGCUGCCAGCGUGAUGCCACCCGAGGCUGCCCGCCUAGGAAGCCAGCCACCAUCAAUGAUGCCCAUUCGGUACGCACCUCCUGGCUCUGUCCUUGUGGAGCCUCAGCAGCGGUUUUUGUUGCUCACCGAUAGGCCAACCUAUGGCCCAUCUCGUGCACCGGUGCGUGCCUUGGCACCUGUCGUGAAGACUACCACAGAUGGGGUCCCCCAUAGCAACCCCGCAGUGACAACCACCGCAGCCUUUGGGCCCAUGUACAGUGUGGGAAUCAUGCCAGCAGGCAUGUUUCCGCAGCAUUCAUUUCCCCCGUUCCUGCAUGCGGGCCACCAGAGCAAUGGCUACCUGUCAUUCUUGUCAGGUGCGGGCUACGUGGCCCCACCCACAACAGCAGCAGCCUAUGUUCCCUUAGCCACAUUCAGCGGGCCCUCUAUGGUGGUGCCUCCUCCCCCCACCAAUGCCAAGGUGGCAAGCUGUUACAACUGUGGCCUGGUCGGUCAUCGGGGCCACGAGUGCAAGGAGGCCACAGUGGAAGAGGCCACGAAGUCCGCCCAGUUUCGGCUCCACUUUGCACCUGCUGGAGCAGCCCCUGAGGCACAGCCGUGAGGCCAGCUUUAAAUAUACCUGUGUACAUAUGCCCCAACUCCUUGCUCGGUGCAGGAGGGACUGCCACCCGGCAUGAGAACUGCUGCGCAAUGGCAACCAACCAGUCCUCCAGUCAUGGUCCAGUGCAUACUGUGGGCUUGUUCAUUGUGUGUGGAGCAUGCUCCUGCUUUGCGGCCUGUCCACGGGAUCCUAUUCUGUGCUUUCCCAAGUUGCUAACUCCGGUACUGGGAUACAUUUGCCAGCUGCAUUUGUCUCCACUGAAGCCUCUGGCAUGGCUGAAGCAGUGCCUGUUUUAUGCCCAGUGUUUUAUGCUAGCAGCCAUUUUUAGUUACUAUUUAUAAGCUUCCACCUCCGAGUGCCCAGCUUUAUGGGCUUUGCAGUGUCAGUGUUUUUGUCAGCUGUGUACACUGUUUUUAACAUCAAGUUUUGGUUAGCCCGUCACUUUUAUUGUCGCAAGUUUUGCCAUUCCAUUUCAUACAGCAAAUUGUGACCCAUUUUAGUUACACAAUAUCUUCCUUUGUUUCCUUUUGUUCUCUGGAUUGCCAGUGAAUGAUUGGGGUGACUGGGUGGUUUGUCAUGUUGAACAUGUGAUGAGAAUUACUUAAAGUUACCACUCAGCCAAAGACAUGUUGAAUCGUCACAUCAGACUGUGCACACUGGAGAAAUACCAUAUUGAUGCUACAGUGUUCAUAUUCUACACAUGCAUCUCUUCUCCCUCCUCAAGAUUUUUCCUUGCUAGCUGUUUUGGCUUGCAAGUGUCAUUCUGGACUUCUUUUGAGCUUGUUGGUGUUUGUCUAGUCAGGUGUUUCCUUUGACAACAUCAAAAGCAUUCCCAGUUUUUAUCGCUACUAUGUUGCAGCCUGAUCAAAUGUUUUUUCAAGGAAGAAGUGCUGCAAGACAAGAACUGAGACAAUUAUGACCACCUUACUUUUCUUCAAAUUUUUGUGCUACUGCUUUUGGGCACUUUAUUCCAAGAGAAACUCCCUUCAGCAAAGUGUGCAAAGUGAAAUAUAUGAGAAGCAGCAGGUUUACUUGCACUGCACUUCAGUAGGAUGCUGCCCAUCUGGACAAAUGCAAAGCCACAUCUCUUUUUGUGGACCCUAGUCCUUUUGUGUUUUGAAUGUGCUCAUGUGGCUGGUUUCUGCCAUAUUGCACUAUUCCAGUGUUUGUGACACCAGUGAUGCGUAUCUGCUUGUGUAGCCCACGUCGACUACCCACCAUGUGAACACCGUGGUGCUCUCUGGGCUUCGGCUGUCUUUUGUGGAAUGCUUUAAGCACUAGAUCUGUUGUAAAUCCUCAGCUAAGGGUUGCCACAGUAGAUGGUGAAUGCUGAAGGUACAGUCAUGUUGCCUUUAUAAAUGGUGUUAUUUUUGCACAUUUUGAAGUUGAUGGCACUGUACUGUGCCAAAUGCAUGCCAACAAAGUCCAACAUUAGGACACUUAUUUGGCUAUGCCUUGGUACUUUAUUUUCAAGCAUGAAGUUGAAAGUUACAGUACACCGCAGGCCUUGUGUUUAAGUCUAGUUUUCAUUUGAUGAUGUGUUUUCAAAAUGUACAACUCUCACUGAUGCAGUAGAACUAAACUUUGCAGUGAUUAGAUGUGCUACCUGAGCAUACAUAUCAUAAUUGCCUCUCCAAUUCAAGCUCUCCAUUGUUCCAGUUAAGUAGCCAUGUUUUAAGUUUUUUAACAAUGACACAGAGCAAAGCUGUGCCAUCUUCUGGCCUCUCAUGGAGAGAAGGUCAGAGCCAGUUAAUAGUGCUGCGGAGUAAUUUGCACAAGCAAUGUUGACAAAAAAAAAAAAUGCCUGCCUGAAAAACAAGCUGAAGAAUAUACCUGCCUGUUCGGAAUAUGCCUGAAUAUGCCUGCUCAUUGAGUUGACUGUGUGGGUGUGAUUUCCCAAUUUGUUGAGCAGAGUUUUUUUUUUUUUUUUUUUUUUUUUUUUUUUUUUUUUUUUUUUAAUCUUUCCCUACAUUUAGAAGCUCAGUGCUUGAAUUCGACGCAUUUCUCUUAAACCUUAUUAAGGUGGCAUGUUCUAUGCUAGUGGUCAUGAAGUUACCACUGUAGACUGUUGACAUCUCAUUUAGUGUGUGUGGAAGGCUUUCAUUUGCCUGAGAAUGGGUAGAUUGCUGUCAAGCAUCCAUCUACUCUACCCUGUGAUUAGAACUAUGGAAAUGCUUCAUGGUCACUCACCACUUUGUGAGCUCCCGGCACAAGUUAGAGCUCAUGUUCCAAAUUUUCUUUUGUGUCAUUAGAAUAUGUGGGCUUGCAUGGGGCAUUAUUUGUUCAAGUGAGUAUUUUUCUGAAAUUUUAUCCUUUGUAGUUUUUUACUGCUGCAGUAUUACGAGAUGAAUAGCUCCUUGGGUCUUUCCUUUUUCUCUUCCAGUAGUAAAUAUUGUGUUCUUUAGGAUAUCAUUAUGGCGCUAGAAACAACUCAAGGAAUUCAGUUAGAAAUCAGUCUAGCAAGCCUUUGUUACAAGUAAUUGGCAUUUAGUGUUCUUUCUGAGUAUGUUGUGUUCAUUUGCUGCGAAAAUUUAAGUAGUACAAUGAGUGCAGGAGAAUGUUUUCCGGAAAGGUCCUUGCUUGAUUUAUGUCGAACUUAGUCUGAACAAGGAGGACCCAUUGGCGUGUAAAAUAUUAACGAAAUAUGCUGCGAGCACAUUUGUGUUGGUUCCAUUUUGGUUCCUACUGUGUCGCUGCCUCACUUACGCCUUCCUGGAUUUAGCUUAAGCUGUGUGUAAAUGGUAACAUUAUAAAUGGUAACCUUGUGCUGGUUCGCAUAAUAGACUACAGGACACCCAGUAGAAGUUAUAGUAGUAGAAGGAAUUUUUGUUUCAUAGAAUGUUUUGUGGGAAUGCUUAAUUGAACAUCUUAAGAUUUCAGCAAGAGUUAAUUCGCUUCACUCAGCGAUAGGUGAAAGACAGGACGCCAAGUGCACUCAUUCUCGUUCAAUAAUGCAGCCGAAGAGGAGAGCAAGGCAUUCAAUACCAUGUCGUAAAAGCAUAAUGUUGGCGUGUGAUUGUAAGCAAACAAGGUAUAACUACAAAGCCAGUAUAUGAAGCAAACAAAAGUGUAUCCUUGAAUGAUCUAGUUUCCAGGAUGGCACUGUACUUUGUAAGUGGGUUCAAAUGCCCCACGUCUUAUAGGCUUAUGAUGUGUUGUUUUGUUUUACUAACUGCCUGCUUGUACAUGCACAAAAAAAAAAAAAAAAGGUGGAAGUGCAGUGGUGGCAUAUUUUCCAUUGAAAUAAAAUAUGUUGAUGUCA
This is a messenger RNA of Dermacentor silvarum, 5769 nucleotides long. RefSeq names its product zinc finger CCHC domain-containing protein 14-like. Gene Ontology annotation, molecular function: nucleic acid binding; phosphatidylinositol binding; zinc ion binding. Lineage: Eukaryota; Metazoa; Arthropoda; Arachnida; Ixodida; Ixodidae. The coding region runs from base 141 to 2507 and encodes 788 amino acids. The transcript has 11 exons. The record is from RefSeq and is a predicted model, not a curated record.